Messenger RNA from Hemibagrus wyckioides, 5001 nucleotides. RefSeq names its product polymeric immunoglobulin receptor-like. The transcript has 7 exons. The record is from RefSeq and is a predicted model, not a curated record. NCBI's taxonomy places the organism in Eukaryota, Metazoa, Chordata, Actinopteri, Siluriformes, Bagridae. The coding region runs from base 86 to 1441 and encodes 451 amino acids.
AACACAUUCACAGAGCAGGACAGAGACAGCUUCAAUAUCUUUCUGAAGUGGAGUUGGUGUGGAGAUCUGUGAGAGUGAACGCAGGAUGAAGAUCCUCCUCAUCUUCACCCUCUGUCUGAUCUCAGAUGGAGGAGCCUCAAAGCAAGUAACAGGAUAUUCAGGAGGAGGAGUCCUUAUCAAGUGCAAGUAUGAUACAGAAUAUAGACAAAAUACAAAAUAUUUCUGUAAGGUUUCAGGACCUGGCCGUUCUUACCAAAUCAAGACAGAAGCUAAAAACCAGUGGGUAAAUUCAGGAAGAUUCUCACUGUAUGAUGACACCAAAUCAGCAGAGGUCUGGGUGAUGAUCAGAGAGCUCACUGUACAGGACUUUGGGACGUACAAGUGUGGAGUUGAUGUACUGUGGGGGACAAGUAUGUACACACAAGUGGAACUGAAGGUGAAGAAAGGAGCCAGGGUCCCUAGACACGUGACUGCAUAUGCAGGGACGAGAAGCAACAUCAAGUGCAGAUAUGAAAAUCAAUACAAAAACAAACCUAAAUCUUUCUACAAGAUUGAGACAGAUCAGUGGCGUUUUAAUCAAAUAAGAACAAAACUGAACAGUGAAUGGUCACAUGAUGGCAGAUUCUCAAUUCAUGACAACAGACGUGCAGGAUUCUUCAGUGUGUUUAUCAGAGAGCUGAUUACGGAGGACACUGGAUCAUACGCGUGUGCUGUCACUGUGUCGGAUGAAGCAGAGAUCUACACUGUAGUGAAGCUGAAUGUAACAGAAGGUUUGUCCUAUGAGAAGUCCAUCACUGAGACUGUCUAUGUACAAAAAGAUUUGACAGUAAACUGUAAUUACCCAGAAUCCCACAGGGACGACAAUAAGUUUCUCUGCAAAAGGAUUGCAACUGCUACUUGUUCUUAUACUCUGACUGUUAAAGAAAAUGGAAGGAAUGUACAAAAGGGACCUUUCUCCCUGUAUGAUGACAGAGAAAAACACAUCGUCACUGUGAGCCUCAGAAAAGUGACUGAACAGGACUCUGGAGAAUACUGGUGUGGAGCUGAAGUAAACUGGAAAUCUGAUCACGGCUACAAGGUUUAUUUCAAACGGAUCAACCUGGAAGUAACUGGAUUUCCAACUUUCACUGUCAUCACUGUGUCUGUGGUUCUGCUGCUGCUUCUGAUUGGAAUGAUGUUCCUCAUUGUGACUCUACAUAAGAGAUGCAAAGCACAAGACCCAAAAACAAUGACACAAACCUCCAGAGAGGCAAAUGGAGAUCAAGAAAAUAACCCAAAUGUGUUUCCUCUCCAAUCAGCACAAAAUGCCAAUCUACCAGAGUCUGUCUAUCAGAGACUGGACCCCAAAACCAACCAAUCAGAUUCAGUCUACCAAAGUCUGAACCCCACUAGCAACCAAUCAGAUUCAGUGUAUGGAAAUGUGAACUUCAACACCAACUGAUCAGAUUCAGUCUGCGAUAUAUCGACCAGUUGGACACAGUCAAAGUCACUAAUCCCCUUUUAACCAAUUCUAUUGAUGUUGCCAGUAUCGUUAUUAAACAAGCUAAUAAGAUUCUUUUUUAGAUGUAUUUUAGGAUUUAAUUAUAUAUAAAAAUCUUUCAGGUCUGUUUUGCAUCUCAAUUGGCUCCCUAUCUCCCUGGUGAAUCAGUAUAUCAUGUACAGAAGUUGGGAGACUCUGGGACUUUGAUACAACAGAGUGAGGAUCCAUUCGCAGAGUUUAAUAAUAAUUAUCGGAAAAAUUUAAUCCAAAACAGCAUGGUCAAAGAACAGGCAAGCAGACAUUAACAAACAGGCAGUCAGACUGGGAAAACGAAUCCAAACUGAGAUCAAGAAAUCAACGGAAAACAAAGCUCUGGAAUGGAAAUCAAACACGAGAAUGCAAGGAAACACAGCUCAGUAUGUUUAGGCUAAACUAACAAUACAUUGGUGUGAACAUUGGUGAGCACACUGUUUAAAUGUCUUUCAAAUCCAGAAGGGCCCUUGACCCGGAUGCGGCUCAGUAUGGUGAUUGGAGGGGGAGUGUUGCAGGACACAAUGUUACAGAGCCUCCUGGUGUUCUACGAUGAGGCAGGCCACAGGGUCUAGGUGCAGGUCUGUCAGGAUGGAUUUGGUGAAAUUCAGUGAUGAGUGUGGGGUCUAGUAUGUCAUGGGCAUUUAACCAAAAAUGUUCCUCUGGGCCAUAUCAAUCCCAAUGCACAAGGUACUUGAGGCUGCCUUGGUGGCGUCAGGAGUCCAGGAGUGAGCUCACAAAGUAAGCUGGGGCUCCCUCAAUCUCCAGUGGGGGACAGGGUUCAGUUACAGCUGGUUUCCUGUGGUCGUGGGCAGGUUUAAGAAGUGGCACAUGAAAUGUUGGGGAGAUACAGGAGACUGGGAGCUGUAGGCGGUAAGACACAGGGUUGACUUGUCUUAGAACAGGGGUGUCCAAUCUUAUCCACAAAGGGCCGGUGUGGGUGCAGGUUUUCAUUCCAACCAAGCAGAUGCCUCAUCUGAGCCUAUUUAAAGCCGGGAUCAAAUGAUUAAACAGGUGGAAUCAGGUGUGGCUACUCCUUGGUUGGAAUGAAAACCAGCAGUGACACUGGCCUUUUGUGGAUAAGAUUGGACACCCCUACCCUAGAACAUUAAAAGCUCCUAUGAAGUGGGGACUAAGAGCUUAUGGCACGGGAGCUUGAGUUUCAGGUUUUUCAUGGAAAGCCAUACCAUGUGGCCAACUUGGAACUGGGGGUGAGGGUGUCGUCUACGGUUGGCCUAUAUGCGUUGCUGAUGGGUUGUUCUCUGGCUCUCCCAUAUGACUUGGUUCUUGUGCAUCCAGUCACCAACUGCUGGGAUCUCAGAGGGUUCCCCUGACCAAGGAAGUAGGGGUGGUUGAUACCCCAGCACACACUGGAAUGGGGUUUGCCCAGUGGAGAAGUGUGUGAGGGAGUUCUGUGCAUAUUUAGCCCAAGGGAGGAACUUACUCCAGCGUGUUUGUUCCCUGCAACAAUAUGAUUGCAAAUAUCUGCCCAGCUCCUGAUUCAACCAUUCUGCCUGCCCAUUAGAUUGGGGGUUGGUAAUUGGAAGUGAGGCUAAUGUUGAUGCCUAGUUGUUCACAGAAGGCCCUCCAGACUAUUGAUGUAAAUUGGGUUCCCCGAACUGAGACAGUGUACUCUGGGAGGCUGUAGGAAUGACAAACAUGGUUGAACAGGAGCAUGGUAGUUUCCAUUGCAUUUGGCAGACACUUGAGGGUGAUGAGGUGCAGGCUUUAGAACACAGGACCACUAAAACGGUGGUAUAGCCAUUGGGUAAGGAUAGCGCACGGUGAAAGUAUUGCACCCGCAAUAGUCAAUGCAGAGCUGUAGGCCUCCAGCUGCUAGGGCUUCCUCUAUGUAUGCCGCCAUAGCUUGGCUUUCAAACAUUGAGAGAGGAUGAAUUUGAAGCAGUUUACCCUUGAUACCCGAUGACGCCUCAGAUAGGCACGGGCUCCCCAUGACCCAAGUAUCAGCUAAGCGGUACAGACAGUAAAAUGAAAAAAAAUAUUUCAUUGAUCAUUUCUCACUGUUUAUUAUUUCCUACUUUAAUCAUUUAAUCAUUAUCAAGUGCUCUAUUGAGGCAUCUGCUUCUUAAUUUUUUUAAACUUUGGAAUAAGUAAUCUUAGGCAAUCAUUUUUACUGAUUUACUAUUACUGCUUUUUUACAUGUGUAAUUUCAUGAUUAUACAAACAAUUAAACUUUAUUUCUGUGGCACAUUUAAAACAACUACCGUUGACCAAAGUCCUUUCCAGGAAACAUUAAAACAACAGGAAUAAUGAAACCAGUCACAAAUGUCAAUAUAAACCUAAGCACUCUAGUCAGUUUUAAAGGCCACACUGAAAAGAUAAGACUUCAAACUCGACUUAAAAGCAUCCAGAGAAGGAGCAGACUUAAUGUGCAUAGGAAGAGGAUUCCAUAAGUGUGGAGCAGCCACUGAAAAAGCCCCAUCACCCUUUGAUCUUAACCUUGUUUUAGGAACAUGAAGAAUCAUCUGACUAGAUGAUCUUGUGUUUCUUGAAUUUUGAUAGGGUAUUAACAGGUUAGCAAUACAUUUUGGUGCAGUAACAUUGAGUGCUUUAAAAACCAUUAACAAAACCUUAAACUUAAUUCAAAAUUUGACGGGCAACCAGUGUAACGUAAUAAGAACUGGGGUAAUACUCUCACUUUUCUUUGUAUGAGUCAGGAGUCUAGAUGCAGAAUUCUGCACUAAUCGAAGAGGAGAUAAUUGACGCUGCGAUAAACCAAAAUAUAAUGAAUUGCAGUAAUCAAUGCCUGAAGAUAUAAAAGCAUGGGUGACAGUCUCCAGGUCUUUAAAAGAGAGAAUUGGUUUAAGUUUAGAGAUAAUCUGAAGUUGAUAAAAAAGCCUUAACACCACUGGUGACCUGUUUAUCUGGAACCAUUAUUAUUAUUAUUAUUUUGUAAAUUAGCUUUGUUUCACCAUGUCUUCUUGAUAUGAUCUAUGUCCAGAUAUUGUGUGCUUUGAUCUGAUCCAGUUUUGUGUGUUCCUGAUUUUACUGUUGUUGUUUUGCUUAGUUUCACCAUUGUUUCUGUUUCUCUGUUUCUGUAUCUAUCUAUCUAUCUAUCUAUCUAUCUGUCUGUCUGUCUGUCUGUCUAGUAGACACAGGUGCAAUAGUGUUUCUGGUUCAUAUUAACAAAAUACACAUUUGUUAUUUAUUUCAAUUUAACACCUUCUGAUAUAAAACAAUCUGCCAGAUAAUGUACUUCUUAAUCAGUUCUGAAAGUUAGCUCUUUGUUAUAAAGUAUUUGUGAGAUCGACUCGACAUGCUUUCCCAAUACACAUAUUCCAUAUAAAUAUUCCAAAAUGUGUCACUAUGGGGGGGGGGUAUUUUUUCUAUCAAUAGAUCUAAAAUUGAAUGUUUUUAAAUUUGUUUUCUCUUUGUUAUAUUUGUUAAUCUUCACCUUUUGAAAGGAAAUGAUAUAAAAAAAAAACUUCCUUUUUUGCAUCCCCAAACUCCCUGUGACAAAUCAAAACUCA